GCUGCUGUUGCUGCUGCUGCUUCAUUUCUGGCAAGGUCCGUGAAUAAGGCUCGUUACACAUGAGGUCAACUGGUACCGACCGCCUUACCUCAGCUACCUUACUUAGCUUGACUUGUACAUUGACACACUUGUGCAUCACUUCAAACAUCGCCGCGGCUUCUGCGAACAACACCUCCGGAGUACAGUGAGACGGCAGGGAGUAACAACAUUGUGCACCGCUGGCACGUCACACAGUCUCAACACGUGGAGCGAGAAACAUCGGAGGGAGGACAAGAUCGCAUCGAACGCUAUAAGUACCUUACGCCCUAUCUGGUAAUAUCGACGCCAUCAUGCUCUCACCUCACAGCUCGCCCUCGUCAAGUCCGUCCGCUUCCAGCAUGAGUUCGCCGGAGAUUCGAGUCACAGAUGAUCAUGGUAACGGCGCUGUCGUUCAGCUUCCCGCGGCUUUGGCUGAACAAAUCAUGGUUGAGCAACGAACUCGCGCUUUGACUUUCGAGGUACCAGUCGCUGAGAAACAGCUGGAAAUGCACGCUCGGCCUGCGUCACUCCGAUCUGCCUCUUCAGAAACUGCCAUGGAACCACUCGUCACCUUGAAACCGGCACCUACCUCAAAUCCACUCGAUUCACCAGUCAGUCUGAGAGGUAAGGGGAAAGAGGUGAAGCGUGUUGCCUCUGCUCACGGAUCCCUUCGAAUGUCUCUCAAGUCAAUGACCUCCGCUGGCCUCCUGUCAUCGAAGAAGAAGCACGCCACUGACGAUGGAAAAUCAUCGACCGGAACUAGCGGUGCAGCGAGCCCAACUCAGGUAGACACACCAGAGGUCAAAGUCAUCCUCGCGAAGAAGACCUGCCCUGAUCUGGAUGCUGUAUCUCGUGCUCUCGAGUCUCUGGGAUGUCAGGACCGUCCAACGAGUGACCCACUUGUGCUCAAUCUCAAGUCUCUGGAGCAGAAGAUCAAAGGCGCCCGCGAGGACUGCUCGAAGAUGUUGACGAGAGCCAUGCAAGCUCGCGAUCGUCAGCAAUACGAAGUGUGUCGCGCUCUCUGUAUUCAAAUCGUACAGAAUCAGCACUCGAAGGUGGAGACCCGAGUGUAUGCGUACAAUAUCCUCUCGACUCAAGCGUCUCCCGGCCAGGCCAUGAACUUUCUCAAGGAAGCCGCCAAAUUGGCGAAGCAAUGCGAGGGGCCGGAGAAGGACAAGUUGACAUCGAUUGUUGCCAUGUUACAAGAACAUGCUCUCAGCAAGGAGAGCAAUCGUGACGCUACGAAGAACAACGAGGCCAUUGUGGACUUGGGCACAUUCCAGAGACGUCCGACGAUGCCCAAGAUGAAGAUGCCUUCGGACGCAAAUGUUUUGCAACUGCCCAAGGAUCACAUGCCUCGAGGCGCGAUGACUCCCAAGUCGGAGAAGAUUUUCAACUGGGCGUUGCCGAGCAAGGCCAAAACGGCUGUGGCAUAGGAUGCUUCGUCGUCCAGGAAUAGCUCCAUUGGUUCCCAGCAGGAAUAAGGCAGACUGACAGAGCUUUAGCGUGGUGUCCGGCGUUUUGGUGGGACAAAAAAACAAGAAGCCGACGGGACCGGAGUAUGUGGCGUUUGAUGAUUGGGUUUCAUGCUGUACCUGCUCAGUGCUUACUGGCACUGAUGGAUACGUACAUGUACCUUAGUAGGGCUGUCCCUAAAGGCAGCUACAUACAGAUUCUGUACCAUGCAUGGCACUGAAAGCCUUGCAAAACUUACCAAUGCUCCAUUGGAGUCAGUCUUCUUCUUCUUCUUCUUCGUUCUUUCAAGUUCCCUUCACUUUCCUGCAUUUCCAGCACAGCCGCUAUGUCCACAAGUACCUCAGUAGGUAUCUGAUCCUUCACCAAGCGCAAGCCAGCCUCUUCAAUCCACUUUUUUGAUCCGAGCAAAAUCAAUAUCCAACAUCAGCAAAGCGUAAACUCCAGCCAGCACUUGCGGAUCCAGCUGUGCUCGCAUCACAUUUUGAUCCUCCAAACCAGCUCGAAGACGCUCAAUCGCAGCGCGGAACGUACGUCGCCAGGCUGGCCAGUGUUCGCGAGCCAUGGUGUCGCGAGAAUUUGCAACGCGGGAGCCUUUUAGUUGUAGUUUCAGAGCUCGCUGUCGAAGGUACUUUUUGGGAGGAACUGGUCCUGGUACUGGAGAUGAUGGGAUGGAGGAAUCCUUCAAUGCCGAGAUGAGGAUGAUGCAGUCGUGAAUGAGCUUUUGUCCUUGUCCGCGG
This is a messenger RNA of Sphaerulina musiva SO2202, 2231 nucleotides long. RefSeq lists its product as uncharacterized. The transcript has a single exon. The record is from RefSeq and is a predicted model, not a curated record. Bases 330 to 1454 code for a protein of 374 amino acids. Lineage: Eukaryota; Fungi; Ascomycota; Dothideomycetes; Mycosphaerellales; Mycosphaerellaceae.